AUGUCCUCGUACCCUCCGCGCUCGCACGUGGGUUUGGAGCCUCGUCUGCAUGCUGUGCUCUCCCGCUCGUCCAAAGACGCUGCUUCUCUUCGACGACCUGAUCCUCACCCGGCACGCGACGGUUCGCUCACCCUCGGCCUCAGAGGAGCCUCCCAGAACAUCCAAGAGCUGAAGCUGCAGGUGUCGAGGGACUUGAACACGAGGAAAGAGAUGAUAGAGGCGCUCAAUGCGGAGGAGAAGGCGAAGCGAGAAGCCGACUACCAGAAGCGGCUAGCUCAGUGGCAUCGCAACCGCAUGCCGCGCGCGGACGGGAUGCACAUUGACGAGUACGAGAAGUGGUGCAAGACGUCGGAGAGCUCGAGCUUUUCCAAGGCGGUGGUCAAGAACAGCAUCGGGGCCGGCAAGGGCCAACCCGUUGUCAAGACUGCGAAGCGAGGGCGAGGAAUCAAGUCAAGGACGGCGUGA
Messenger RNA from Guillardia theta CCMP2712, 465 nucleotides. RefSeq lists its product as hypothetical. The record is from RefSeq and is a predicted model, not a curated record. NCBI's taxonomy places the organism in Eukaryota, Cryptophyceae, Pyrenomonadales, Geminigeraceae. The coding region runs from base 1 to 465 and encodes 154 amino acids. The transcript has a single exon.